Molecule: messenger RNA, 2032 nt
Organism: Bradysia coprophila
Lineage: Eukaryota; Metazoa; Arthropoda; Insecta; Diptera; Sciaridae
Biological process (GO): regulation of ribonuclease activity
Cellular component (GO): cytosol; nucleoplasm; extracellular matrix
Molecular function (GO): double-stranded RNA binding; 2'-5'-oligoadenylate synthetase activity; protein binding
Source: RefSeq, a predicted model, not a curated record
UAAACCAAUAUGGCUGGAAUUUGACAGCUAAGUUUUUAGUAUAUAAACAUUGAGUCGGCCUGUGAUAUAAAUUACGAAAAAAUUCAACAAAUCGAAGAAAAUCCCUGACAAACAUGAAUGAAUCCAAAAGAAAUGAAGACAUUUUGAAAGCAGUUAAUUAUGAAUUACUCGUAUUCGCUGAUAGCUUAGUGCCAUCCAAAACGUUUAAAACGGUUGCAAACAAAGCAUUCCAGGAUAUCACUGAAAGCAUUAGGCGAGAUCCAGCGUUUUCUGUUAACCGUUGCAUUCUCGCUGGUAGUAUCGGGAAGAGCACUUCGGUAUUGUUUCCUGACAUUGAUGCAGUCGUUCUACUAAACAACACGCAACAUCCAUUAACGGAUGAGAUCGAAGCCAUCAUGGAUUUACUGAAAAUAAAAGCGUCUGAAUUUGGCAUUGAACCGAGCAGUAUUACGAGGAGCUCCAAAACAGUCAAAUUACAAUUCAAGUGUGGCAUAGAAAUGGAUUUACUACCUGCCUGCCAAUUUUCACAGGACAUGUACUCGCAAUAUUUGCAGGUACUUGAUUGCAUCAAGUCAUAUCCGGAGAAUUUCUACAUGUACAGCAGCAGUCUUGCUGAGAUUCAGACGCAAUUUUUGAAAAAUCAAUCAGGACCCGCACAUCAAACGAUUAGACUGUUAAAGUAUUGGUUUAAAGGCUUGUCCCUAGAUGUCGAGAUUAAUGGUGGAAGUUAUCUAAUGGAAAUACUUUGCGCGGUUGUGUUUUAUGAGACUGACACCCCAAAAUCGUUGGUUCAAAAUUUUAAGGGGGCACUUGAGAAAGUCGCCAACAUUGAUUCGUUGAAGGUAGCUUUUUUACUGGAAAAAACUAAGGACGAGAAAUUGCGAUGGAAGCUACUUAAAACUGAUCAAGAGCUAGAACAGCAUAAAGAUGUGUUCAGUCCAUUGAUUUUGCAGAGACCUCAUUUCAUUAUCGACCCGUCCAACCCUUUUAACGAUCUACUGAAUCCAAAAAAUUUGACGGCGAAGGUUGUUUCCCGGUUAAAAGAAUGUGCUCAGGAAAUGCUUCGACGAGUGGAAUUGUUGGAUUCAAUUGAAAGUAAUCAUCUAAAAACUGUUGGACCUACAAUUGCUCCAGAUACUGGCUAUCCUAAUGUCAAGCUUUUUAUUGAUAAAAUUUUCGUACCACAUGCAAUGUCUUAUGCUCAGUGUGAGGAAUUACCAGAUGAAAUAGUAGUCCAUGUGGAUUUUAAGUACAAAACUCUUCCGAAAUCCACUGAUCCCAGAAGUUCGAGUUUCUUUGUUGAGAAUAAGGAAGCAAAAAAGGUCAGCAGAACCAUUUUGAACAAUCUGUUCUUCUUGAUAAGAAAUAAGGCACGAGUCGAUGUGUUCGAAAGAGUUCGAAAACGGCAGAAAGACAGCGGAUCGGUUAAGAAGUACGUUUAUGGCAAUGGCAUUCCUGAUGUUGAGAAUGUCAAUGAUGUGGAAGAAGCAGUUGAAACAUUAUUGCAAGAACUUAAUGUUAAAGUUCGGUACAGCUCUGACACAAAAGAUCAUGAAAGCUGUGACGUUACGUUGUACGUUCCGUUUACUUGCGAUAAAAAUAAUUUCGCUCUGCGUUUUAGCAUGAAAUGGAAAGACGAAUUGGGGGAGGAAACUAAAAUUUUGAAUGAAAAGCCUAGGUUUAAUAACUUGGUAUUAGCGUCGCUAUCCAUUGGUGCUAUAACAAUUAUGGUGGUUAUCGGUAGUCGAUCUUUAUUUCUCUGUAAAUAAAGACAAACUAAUGUUGAAGUCUAUGCCGGUCGCAUAGCAAUCAAAUUGAUUCGUGUGAUCGCAGUGGUUUUAGAAGAACAAAAUGUAAAGAUUGUGGAUUUGAGAAAGGUUCUGAAAGAACAGGUUAAGACUACUCUGAGUCGAUCACGAGGGCGGUGACACACAAAUGCGAAGUUUAUAUGAAAAAAUACAAAUUGACAAAAGCAAAAUUCUGAAUUUUCGAGAAAAAUAUUUUCUUUAAGUUGAUUUCUCCCAAUAAAAUU